GAUGGCGUCAAUGGAACGUCGCGCGAGAGACUUCGGACGCCGAACUUCGCUUCAAAACAAACGCUGCUCCCGUUACACUAGCGUCGAUACUUGCUGAGUGAAAAACGCGAAAAUGGCAUCGGGUUAAGGAUUAAUAUUGUUUUUUAAACCCUUUGGAUACAUUACACAGCUAUUCUCUUAAAUCUAGAUAUCUUUUUGAAUAUAGACAUCCCUGGAUUUUGAUAAUGAGCUCAGGUCUUCUGCGCGCAGUGACACGGGCUGCUAGCGGGGAUGCUAACCGGCUAACUAGCUAAAAAGCUAGCCUGAAGGGGAUUUCUCCUGCGUGUGGAUGGAAACGCGCCGGGAGUAGAUCAGUUUGAAACGCCGAGACGGAUUGUUCCUGUUCGCCAUGUACUUCCUGACGGGCUGGCCUCGGAGGCUGCUGUGCCCGCUGCAGAGCGCUGAGGAGCCGUUCCACAUCCAGCCCAGCUCGCAGCGCUUUUACUUCGCCGUGCUGUCGGACACACAGCUCAGCAUCUGGUUCAGCAGGCCGAGUGUCCUGAUAGUGAGUUAUAUCGAAUCGGAGAAGGCGGCUGCUCAGUUUGGUUUCUAUCAGCAGGCCGAAUGGAAGCCAGACGAUUCCAUGAUAGCUGUGGCGGCUGCUAAUGGAUACGUGCUGCUGUUUGACAUCAUCGGAGGUGGAGAUGAGAAAUAUCUGUACGAGCCCAUCUAUCCAAAGGGUAGUGUUCGUAUGAAGGUUACUCCUGGGUAUAAAGAGGAACAAUGUGCUCCUGCUCUCAGUGUGGAAAUGAAGAAACCAGUCGACCUGGAGGCUCCUAUUACCAGUCUUCAGUCACUGCAGGAGGAUUUGUUGGUGUGUACGGCCGAUGGUUAUCUGCACAUGCUCCACUGGGACGGAGUCUGUAACGGCCGGAGAGCCGUAAACCUCAGCACCAUUCCUUUCUCUCUGGACCUGCAGUCCUCACGCGGUGGUCCAUGUUUGGAUCUGAAUGGCGUCUACAUUAGAGAAAUGGAGUAUUGUAUGACGUUGGAUGGUUUUGCCGCCGUGCUUGAUGACGGAAGACUCGGAUUCAUCACACCAACAGCCAACAGGUUCUCCACCGAGCAGUUGCAGGGAGUUUGGGCAGCAGAUGUGACGGACGGCACAUGUGUAGCAGUGAAUAACAAAUACAGACUCAUGGCUUUCGGUUGUGCGAGUGGCUCGGUGUUGGUCUACAUGAUAGACAACACUACAGGAUCGAUGCAGCUGUCACACAAAUUGGAGUUGAGCCCCAAACACUACCCAGAUAUCCAUAAUAAAACUGGUCCAGUUAAGCUAAUCCGUUGGUCUCCGGACUGCAGCGUCGUCAUGGUGACCUGGGCAUGUGGAGGUCUCUCUUUGUGGAGUGUGUUUGGAGCUCAUCUCGUCUGCACACUCGGAGAAGACUUCACGUACCGAUCAGACGGCACUAAGAAGGAGCCACUAAAGAUCAGCUCUAUGAGCUGGGGAGCAGAGGGUUACCACCUGUGGGUGAUUGGCAGUACAGAUGCAGGCACGGAGCAGUCUCAACAGUUAAGCCAGGCCUCCAUUCUGCAGUUUCAAUUCAUUAAGAGCGCACUCACAGUCAAUCCCUGUACGAGUAAUCAGGAGCAGGUGCUUCUCCACGGGGAGGAUCGGCUGCUGAUGACGUGUGGAGAUGCUGCGGUUCAGAUACACAACCAGGACCAACACUCAGCUCGAAGCACAACACACACACAGCUCAGCACUUUACUGGGACACAAACACUGGCAUGUGGUGCAGAUUUACAGCACAUACCUAGAAACUAACUGGCCAAUACGGUUUGCAGCCAUAGACUCAGCAGGUCAGUGUUUGGUGGUUGCGGGGAGACGCGGAUUUGCACAUUACUCAUUAUAUACCAGGAAAUGGAAACUGUUUGGAAACAUUACACAGGAACAGAGCAUGACUGUGACCGGCGGCCUCACCUGGUGGAAUGACUUUGUCGUCGUUGCCUGUUACAAUUUCAUCGACCAGCAGGAGGAGCUGAGAUUAUAUCUCCGGUCCUCGAACCUUGACAACGCUUUUGCAAGUGUGACAAAGCUGCAUGCUGAAACUUUGCUGCUCAACGUGUUCAGAAACACAAUCAUUAUAUUUCGCACUGACUGUUCCAUCUGCCUUUAUAGCAUCGAAAAGAAGCAAGAUGGCACUUCAGUGUGUGUAGAUGUCCUACAGGAAGUGUCGAUGUCACGUUACAUUCCUCAUCCUGCGCUGGUGGUUUCAGUCACACUCACUUCAGUCAGAACAGAGACGGGAAUGUCACUGAAGACCACACAGCAGGCAUGUAAUGCAGAAAGUAUUCUGUUGAAUUUGGCUGGUCAGCUUAUUAUGCUGCAGAGAGAUCGGUCUUGCCCACAGGUACGAGACAAGGACACAUCAACCAGUCAGAAAACAUUGUUGCCUUUCUCUCCACCGGUGGUUCUGGCUCAGUGUGUGGAGAGCGUGUGGGCAUCGAGUCACUCUGGUUCUAAGAAGCGCCACCUAGUGGAGGCUCUGUGGCUCUCAUGCGGCGAGUCAGGGAUGAAGGUGUGGCUCCCUCUGUUCCCACGCCGCGAGAACCGCAAACCGCACUCGUUUCUCUCGCGCCGCAUCAUGCUCUCAUUCCUCCUCGACAUCUACCCGCUCGCUGUGCUGUCGGAGGACGCACUCGUUUUGGGCGCUGCUAACGAUACCCUUCUCUACGACUCAUCUUUUUCCUCCAAAGAUGCCCUCGGAGGAAAUUCAUCCUCUUUAGAAAGCAUUGGAGGAGACUCUUCCACCAAAGAAAGCCUUUCUCGCAGGCCCUCUACGUUUUCUCUGUCCCGAGAGCCCCCCGAGUCGUUCUUUCCGUUCUGUUUGGUGGAAAGGACAUCUCAGAUCUACCUCCACCACCUCCUCCGCCAGCUGCUGGUGAGAAAUUUGGGUGAGCAGGCUUUGCUGUUGGCUCAGUCAUGCUCAUCGCUGCCUUAUUUCUCGCACGUGCUGGAGCUGAUGGUUCACGUGGUGCUGGAGGAAGAGGCCACGUCUCGCGAGCCCAUCCCCGACCCGCUGCUGCCCACUGUGGCCAAGUUCCUGGCCGAGUUCCCUCUGUUCCUGCGCACCAUCGUCCACUGUGCCCGCAAGACAGAGUUUAACCUCUGGAACUACCUGUUUGCUGCCGUCGGGAAUCCAAAAGAUCUCUUUGAGGAGUGCAUCAUGGCCCAGGAUCUGGACACAGCAGCUUCAUAUCUCAUCAUACUCCAGAACAUGGAGGCUCCAGCAGUGAGUCGUCAGCACGCUACUCUCCUCUUCAACACCGCACUCGAGCAAGGAAAAUGGGAUCUCUGUCGUCACAUGAUCCGAUUCCUCAAGGCUAUUGGGUCUGGCGAGAGUGAAACUCCACCCACUACUCCAACCAGUCAGGAGCCGAGCUCUUCCGGAGGUUUUGAGUUUUUCCGCCAUCGCAGCAUCAGUCUGUCUCAGACAGCAGAAACUGUUUCUACAGGAAAAUUUAAUUUACAGAAAACAUUCAGCAUGCCUUCAGGACACUCCACCAAAGGUAAGGAGAGCGACAGUGCUGAGAACAUGUACAUCGACAUGAUGUUGUGGCGUCAUGCUCGACAUCUACUGGAGCAGAUUCGCCUGAAAGACCUCGGCUGUUUCUCUGCGCAGCUGGGCUUCGAGCUGAUUGGCUGGCUGACCCGUGAGCGUACACGGGUCGCUCGUAUCGUUGACUUUGUCUCUGCCCUUAAAUGCCUUCAUAACGAUUUCCUGUGGCCUUUUCCUGUUCUCCCGGCUGGCUCACCCCUUAAAAAUGGACGCUGUCGAGCAGUCCUGAGCACACGUCUGCUGAAGUCGCGCUCUAACGAUAGUUUACUGAACAGCGACAUGGACACGGCACCGCCUCAGAUCACUACUAAUCACAACUGGUUGGACGGUCUGGGGGCGGAGCCUAAAGAGACCGACUCGGCCUCUUCCCACGGGGCUCCGCAAACCCAAGAAGCAUUUCUGUCUCCCCUCAUCAAUAAAACGGAGGAGUGCAGUAUCGGCUCAGCCACAGAUCUGACCGAGACGAGCUCCAUGGUGGAUGGUGACUGGACGAUGGUGGACGAGAACUUCUCCACCCUGAGCCUCAGCCAGUCACAGCUGGAGCACAUCUCCAUGGAGCUGGCCAAUAAGGGUCCUCACAAGUCCCAGGUGCAGCUAAGGUAUUUGCUACAUGUGUUUUUAGAGGCAGGAUGUCUGGAAUGGAGCGUUGUCAUUGGCCUGAUUCUGCGCGAUGUCGGCGUCAUCAAGCAAGUUGUGGGAUUUUUAGAUGCCGCGGAUACAGACACGGUUCAGAGUGUACAAGCUGGACUCGUCGCUAUUGACCAGUGGGCUUCGUCUGAUUGUCUUGGUUACAAGCCCUUCCUGAACCUCAUCGCUCCCGAGCUGCAGAAGCUGUGCGACGUCUCAAUGGAUCAGAUUUCACUCGACUCGUUCCAGCCGUCUCUCUCCAAGAUGGCCGACCCCGUUCUGCCCCGAGCGGAGGAGCACCGCGGCGUCCCGGCCUUUCCCCUCCCCAUGAAUCUUGAGAUCCCCGCCGGCUCCGCCCCUCGCGUUAUGGAAGACAAACAUAAGGCGGAAUCAGAGGACGAGGCAGCUGAGGAAGGCACUUACGACUGCACACUCUCGUGAUUUCAGAGAAGAGAAUCAGCAGGGUCUGGAUUCCUCCGAGUUCUGUCCGAAAGCACCAUUUUUUUUAUUAUUAUUAUUAUUAUGCUUCACUAAGCCAUGCAGCAUCUUUAAAGAGGGCACACAGUGCAUUAUGGGUCAUGGCAGUAAGCGCAGGAAAAAGGCAGGAACCAUGUCUGGGUUUCAGUUGCACAUAAUUAAGUGGAUGUGGGCACUACAGGGAGGAUGGUUUCAUAAUGAGGAGGCUCUUUCCCCCCCCCCCCCCCCCC
Clarias gariepinus (North African catfish) is the source of this 4935-nucleotide messenger RNA. It is a transcript of the gene ric1, whose product is annotated as RIC1 homolog, RAB6A GEF complex partner 1. Gene Ontology annotation, cellular component: Ric1-Rgp1 guanyl-nucleotide exchange factor complex; Golgi membrane; cytosol. The transcript is spliced from 26 exons. Gene Ontology annotation, molecular function: protein binding. The record is from RefSeq and is a predicted model, not a curated record. Lineage: Eukaryota; Metazoa; Chordata; Actinopteri; Siluriformes; Clariidae. Bases 389 to 4669 code for a protein of 1426 amino acids. Gene Ontology annotation, biological process: intracellular protein transport; retrograde transport, endosome to Golgi.